AUGAGUUCUAAAACCGAUGAUUUGAAAAGUGGAGCUGAAGCUGCCAAAAAAACCGCUGAUACUAGUAGAGAAAAAGCUAGUAAACCUGCUGUUUCUCCAGGAAAAUUUGCAAUCGACCAUGAAAAAUUGAUUGAAACUGUUCAAACUGUUCAAUUUGCUUGGUUUAUUGGUCACUUGUUUACCUUAUUAGGGACUUUCUAUUUCAUCUUAACCUAUUUUGGAAUUUUCAGUUCAUGGUAUAAGAUUUGGUACAAUCUCGCUGUAUUUGGUAUUAUUGAAAGUUUCGGUAUCUUGAUCUAUCAACAUUUUAGAAAAGUUGGUACUAAGAAUUUAAUCAAUGACGAUAACGUUCAUUAUUAUGGUUUAGGUGUCAUGUUAUUGAUUUUAAGACCAUACAUUAUUUUCCCAAUUUUACCUUUCCAAUUAUAUUCGUUGUUCCAUGUAUUAUCCUACACCAAAGGUUACUUACUUCCUAUUUUCAAUCAACAAAACACUUCAAUUGAAAAAAUGAUUACCAAUUUUGUUAAUCUGAAUAAUCAAAAAUCAAUCCAAUUAGCAAGUUUAUUAGAAUUAGUCUGCUUGGGUUUCUUGGGUUUGAGAGUAAUCUUCUUUAGAAAGAGAUCUUUGACACCUUUCGUCAUCUACUUAAUCUUCAUCAAAUUAAGAUAUGAAAAAUCUCCAGUUACCAGAAGUUAUUUCAAAUUUAUUAGUACUAAACUCGAUUCUACCAUAACCGGCUUGAAUAAUCCAACUGCCACUAACAUCUGGUCUCAAGUCAAAUCAGUUUUUGCCAGAGUUGAUAAUUUUGUUUUAGUCAACGACUACAAGAAGAAUAAGGUCAACUAG
Messenger RNA from Yamadazyma jaroonii, 846 nucleotides. The record is from the annotation of a GenBank genome assembly. NCBI's taxonomy places the organism in Eukaryota, Fungi, Ascomycota, Pichiomycetes, Serinales, Debaryomycetaceae.